Messenger RNA from Strongylus vulgaris, 579 nucleotides. NCBI's taxonomy places the organism in Eukaryota, Metazoa, Nematoda, Chromadorea, Rhabditida, Strongylidae. The record is from the annotation of a GenBank genome assembly.
AUGCCUGGGAGAGAACCUGGACCAAUCCUGAAUUGUGCCCUCUGCGACAGUCAAGUGUUAAGCAAUGAUAACGCAAUUCACACGCACGUCAAUCAACACGCGGAUGCUGGAGGCUUUUGGUGCAAACUGUGCGGAGCUACCGAAACGGACAAAUAUCGAAUCUAUGAACAUAUGCGUGUCAAGCAUCCUAACAAUCUGGAACUUUUUGAAGAUCGCCGAGAUAUCGUUAAGCUUUGUGUGGUCAUCCAAGAAUGCUUCCCACGUGUGUGUCCUCGCACGAAAAAAGACAUGGCCAAGGAUUUUGAUAACUUAUUGAAGCUCAUUGACGAAAAGAAUCUCAGUGAGGUGAAGUGCGGAAAAUGUGAGACGAAUGUGAAGGCGACAAAGGCGGCGAUGAUGAAGCACGCACACUGCCAUCCUGUUUACAGGGGGUUUCUAAAGAUCCGAGCAAAAAUGCAGUGUAGUUGGCUAAGCUGUUUUAAUAUGCAAAACACCACAUCGCAUGGACACGCUACGGCCUGGGUCAGUCGGGGAAAACGGAGAGCAAUGUGGGCAACGGGAAUUGGAAUUCUUGCUUAA